Messenger RNA from Arabidopsis arenosa, 1192 nucleotides. Lineage: Eukaryota; Viridiplantae; Streptophyta; Magnoliopsida; Brassicales; Brassicaceae. The record is from the annotation of a GenBank genome assembly.
ACACUGAAAGGAGAAAAAUCAGCUGGGACACGGAAGCUGAGCUCUAAUCCUGAUCGGAGAUGGGGACUAGCGAUUCUGAAUUCAAUUCUGAUCUUCUUCUCGCUCACAAGCUUCCCGAGACGCGAUACACCUACAACGAAAGAGAUGUAGCAAUCUAUGCUUUGGGUAUCGGCGCUUGUGGCCAAGAUGCUGUUGAUUCCGAUGAGCUCAAGUUUGUGUAUCACAGAAAUGGCCAGGAUUUGAUCCAGGUCUUACCAACUUUUGCUUCACUAUUCACACUUGGAUCUUUGACAGAAGGACUGGAUUUGCCAGGUUUUAAAUAUGAUCCUAGUCUCUUGUUGCAUGGACAGCAGUACAUUGAAAUAUACAGGCCAUUACCUUCCAAGGCUUCUUUAGUUAACAAAGUAAGCCUUGCUGGAUUGCAAGAUAAAGGUAAAGCAGCUAUCCUUGAAUUAGAAACCAGAAGUUACGAGGAAGGGUCAGGGGAACUGUUAUGCAUGAAUAGGACGACUGUAUUUCUAAGAGGUGCUGGUGGUUUCUCAAAUUCAUCUCAACCAUUUUCUUACAAAAACUAUCCAAGUAACCAGGGCUUAGCUGUGAAAAUCCCACAAAGACAACCUUUGACAGUGUGCGAAGAGCGCACCCAACCAUCGCAGGCAUUGCUUUAUAGGCUGUCUGGUGACUAUAACCCUCUGCAUUCAGAUCCAGAAUUUGCAAAACUUGCCGGAUUCCCACGCCCGAUAUUGCAUGGGCUAUGCACACUCGGGUUUGCAAUCAAGGCAAUCAUCAAGUGUGUUUGCAAGGGUGACCCAACUGCUGUCAAAACCAUAUCUGGACGAUUCCUCACGACUGUUUUUCCUGGCGAAACUCUAAUAACCGAAAUGUGGCUUGAAGGCUUGAGGGUUAUAUAUCAGACGAAAGUGAAGGAAAGGAACAAAACCGUGUUAGCUGGUUAUGUUGAUAUUCGCGGUUUAUCUUCGUCGCUUUAGAAUGUUAGGUCCUUAUAUUGGGCUGUCAUAAUAUUGCAAAGGUAAUAAACAUGCAGAAGACUCUUGAUGUUUGCUUGGCGUAAAGAGCCAAUAAUAAAACUCUUUGAUGGCGGUCACAAUUUACUGAAAUGGUUAGUUGUAUUGUAUAUUCGUAUCUGUUGUAGUAAAUGUAGAAUGGCGCAAAAUGAAAGUGCCAAAUGCGU